CCACGGCAGUGCCUGAAGCCGUCCUGAGCUCAUACUUGGUGAACUGUGGCCUCUCCCGGAGUCUGAGCAUUUUAGGACCUUAUCCUUGGGCUUAGAGCAAGGAUGCGGGAAAUCGUGCACAUUCAAAUUGGCCAGUGUGGCAACCAGAUCGGAGCUAAGUUCUGGGAGAUGAUCGGUGAGGAGCACGGCGUCGACUACAUGGGGAGUGACCUCGGGGCCUCUGCCCUACAGCUGGAGCGAAUCAGCGUGUACUACAACGAAGCCUAUGGUAAAAAGUAUGUGCCCCGAGCUGUGCUGGUGGACCUGGAGCCGGGGACAAUGGACAGCAUCCGGUCCAGCAAAUUAGGCGCCCUCUUCCAACCAGACAGUUUUGUCCAUGGUAACUCUGGGGCUGGCAACAACUGGGCAAAGGGCCACUACACCGAGGGCGCCGAGCUGAUAGAAACCGUCAUGGACGUGGUGAGGAGCGAGAGUGAGAACUGCGACUGCCUGCAGGGCUUCCAGAUCGUCCACUCCCUGGGUGGGGGCACAGGCUCGGGCAUGGGCACCCUGCUCAUGAACAAGAUCCGGGAGGAGUACCCCGACCGCAUCCUCAACUCCUUCAGCGUCAUGCCCUCGCCCAAGGUGUCGGACACGGUGGUGGAGCCCUACAACGCUGUGCUGUCCAUCCACCAGCUGAUCGAGAACACAGACGCCUGCUUCUGCAUCGACAAUGAGGCGCUCUAUGACAUCUGUUUCCGAACCCUGAAGCUGACGACGCCCACCUACAGGGACCUCAACCACCUGGUGUCCUUAACCAUGAGCGGCAUCACCACCUCGCUGCGAUUCCCCGGUCAGCUCAAUGCAGACCUGCGCAAGCUGGCAGUGAACAUGGUCCCCUUCCCUCGGCUGCACUUCUUCAUGCCUGGCUUUGCUCCACUCACAGCCCAGGGCAGCCAGCAGUACCGCGCCCUUUCUGUGGCUGAGCUUACCCAGCAGAUGUUUGAUGCCCGCAACACCAUGGCUGCCUGCGACCCACGCCGCGGCCGCUACCUGACCGUGGCUUGCAUCUUUCGGGGGAAGAUGUCCACCAAAGAAGUGGACCAACAGUUGCUGUCUGUGCAGACCAGGAACAGCAGCUGUUUUGUGGAGUGGAUUCCUAACAAUGUUAAGGUGGCUGUCUGCGACAUCCCACCCCGGGGGCUGAACAUGGCGGCCACCUUCAUAGGCAACAACACAGCCAUCCAAGAGCUCUUCAGCAGGGUUUCGGAGCACUUCUCGGCCAUGUUCAAAAGGAGAGCUUUUGUGCACUGGUACACCAGUGAAGGGAUGGAUGUCAGUGAAUUCGGGGAAGCUGAAAGAAACAUCCACGAUUUGGUGUCUGAGUACCAACAGUUUCAAGAUGCCAAAGCGGUUCUGGAGGAAAACAAAGAGGUCGUGGAGGAGGCAGACAUGGGAGCAGAAGAUAAGGAACCUGAGCUGUGAGGGAGUCAUCUGGAUUCGGGUCUGUGCUUUGUGGUUCGAGCCUGCUCUGUGCUGUGGCCCUGCUGAGGAGGCGGGGGUGGGUUAGGGUGGGAUGGCUGAUGCAGCGGGUCUCUGCCCAGGAACUGCCCACACCGCUUUGAUAUGCCACGUGCACCCCACUAACUUCACUGUAACAGCAGAGUGGACUAUGAAACACUGCCUCUGUCCCCGAGUACUCUCCAGGACCGACUGCAUGCCCAGCCUUGUGCCAGGGUACAGGUCUGCAAGGAGCUGCUCAGUUCAUGUGUACCUUCAUCAUCAGUGCUGCCAGGCCUCUUACAUCAGUCUCUUCCACUUCACACACACUGCCCAAGCCUGCCUUCCUCUGCCUGCGGCCUCCAGAAAAGCCAGGUGACUGCAGGCUGAGGGAAAUGAGGGCCCGGGUCCCUCAGUCACCGGUGUAGGACUUAUGUACCCCUCAGUGCACUAACUGCAAAGGAGAAAGGGAGGAAAGGCAACAGACCUCUCCACAGAAAUCCCUGGCCAAGACACAAAAAGCAAGAUAAGAUGGACAAAACUAACUAACUCCAAUUUACUGAAAAAUCCUCUUUAUUUCUGAGGAACCAUUUUCAGAAUAUAUAUUUAUGUAUUUUAAUUUGUUUGAAUUAGAUUCUAGAAACUCAAUAGUCAUCUUUGGUUUUCCUUCUAAAGGUGAUUUGGAAACGUUCACUCUUUAUCCUCCCCACCACCCCCUGCAGCCUCUAAGCCCUCUGAGAAAGGGCACAUUACACACUCGGCAACCACCUAAUGUGGGAAUCAGGCAGAAAUGGCUGCAGUGCCCUUCUCGGUGACGGAGGACAUUAUCUCAUUAGGGAACUUUUACAGUUCAAAUUAAUAGGCCCAAGUUGCCAUAAAUGUUUGCAUGAUGACACAGCUUUAACUAUUACACGAUUUUAAUCUGCUCACAUUACAACAGGACCAAAGACACAAGAGCAUAAUCAAAUCAUAACUUCAUUACUGCUCACCUAUGUAUGACAUGCAGCACGACUGCCAUCCCCUCCAGUACAGGGUCAGGACGGCCUUCUAGAACGACCACUGUGUGAUACUACUUGAUCGUGGGUAAUGGGUACUCGGAAAAUACCGACCCUCACUUUUGAAAUACUUACUUGCAGG
Molecule: messenger RNA, 2616 nt
Organism: Fukomys damarensis (Damara mole-rat)
Lineage: Eukaryota; Metazoa; Chordata; Mammalia; Rodentia; Bathyergidae
Gene: Tubb1
Product: tubulin beta 1 class VI
Exons: 4
Coding region: 103-1464 (453 amino acids)
Biological process (GO): microtubule cytoskeleton organization; mitotic cell cycle
Cellular component (GO): cytoplasm; microtubule
Molecular function (GO): structural constituent of cytoskeleton; GTP binding; GTPase activity
Source: RefSeq, a predicted model, not a curated record